AGGUAAUUCAGGAGAAUGAGACAUCUACAAAGGAGAUAUUUGAAAAUAGUUCACUGGAUUCAACGCCAGUCUGAAACCUUUCUUGAUUUUUAUUUGCUACCAGGACUAUUUUAGUAAUUAAGAUGGCCACCUCUUGCAGCUCGCAGUUGAGUAAAUGCGUUAAGCAGCACUACAUGGAUCUCCCGCAAGGUGACAGGGUUCAAGCUAUGUACUUCUGGAUCGAUGGAACGGGAGAGAACGUUCGGUGCAAAACCCGAACCCUGGACACCGAGCCAAAAAGCGUUGACGAUUUGCCAGAAUGGAACUUUGAUGGCUCCAGUACCUACCAGUCUGAGGGCUCCAACAGUGACAUGUACCUGAUUCCUGCUGCCAUGUUCAGGGAUCCCUUCCGGAAAGACCCCAACAAACUGGUCCUGUGUGAAGUGCUGAAGUACAACAGGAAACCUGCAGAAACAAACCUUCGUCAUUCCUGUAAGAGAAUCAUGGAGAUGGUGGCGAACCAGCACCCAUGGUUUGGUAUGGAGCAGGAAUACACCAUUCUUGGAACUGAUGGGCACCCAUUUGGCUGGCCUUCCAAUGGUUUCCCUGGUCCUCAAGGUCCCUAUUACUGUGGUGUUGGUGCAGACAAGGCCUAUGGCAGAGAUAUCGUGGAAGCUCAUUACAGAGCCUGCCUCUACGCUGGAGUUGAAAUCUGUGGAACAAAUGCUGAAGUCAUGCCAGCUCAGUGGGAGUUCCAGGUUGGCCCCUCUGAAGGAAUCAACAUGGGAGACCACUUGUGGGCAGCCCGGUUUAUCCUGCACAGAGUUUGUGAAGAUUUCGGAGUCACCGUCUCGUUUGACCCCAAGCCGAUCCCUGGCAACUGGAAUGGAGCUGGCUGCCAUACCAACUUCAGCACCAAGGAGAUGAGGGAAGAGGGAGGCUUGAUGUACAUUGAGGAGUCCAUUGAGAAGCUUGCCAAGAGGCAUGACUAUCACAUCCGGGCCUACGAUCCUAAGGGGGGGUUGGAUAACGCCAGACGCUUGACCGGUCGCAAUGAAACCUCCAACAUCCACACUUUCUCUGCCGGCGUGGCCAAUCGUGGAGCUAGUAUCCGAAUCCCUCGAACCGUGGGCCUGGAUAAGAAGGGCUACUUUGAAGACCGGCGUCCUUCUGCCAACUGCGACCCCUACAGUGUAACACAAGCACUGGUUCGUACGUGCUUGCUUGGUGAAGAGGGGGACGAGCCUGUGGAAUACAAGAACUAAACUGAAAGACUGAACUUUACAUUUUAUUUAGCUGUGUUUUAUAAAUUUGUACGAGGGAG
Messenger RNA from Polyodon spathula (Mississippi paddlefish), 1303 nucleotides. RefSeq names its product glutamine synthetase-like. Bases 123 to 1244 code for a protein of 373 amino acids. Gene Ontology annotation, cellular component: cytoplasm. The transcript is spliced from 7 exons. Gene Ontology annotation, molecular function: glutamine synthetase activity. Lineage: Eukaryota; Metazoa; Chordata; Actinopteri; Acipenseriformes; Polyodontidae. The record is from RefSeq and is a predicted model, not a curated record.